AUGGCGCCCGCGCUGCACAUCUCCAUCCCAACCGCGUCUACAGUAACGCCUGCGGAAGGCAAGCCUUAUACUGUCUAUCACGUCGUCCUGCAGCUGCCUUUACGAAAACAUGAGAUCAAGAAGCGCUACACAGACUUCGUCAAUCUGAACAAUGACCUUGUCUCGCAAACCGGCCAGCAACCUCCUGCAGCUGUACCCCCGAAGUCGUGGAUCAGACGGACAGUUAAUAACGAAAGCCUCACCGAAGAGAGGAGGGAAGGGCUGGAGAGAUAUGUCAGGACAGUAAUAGAGUCGGACGAUGCACGUUGGCGAAGCAGCAGUGCUUGGAGGAGCUUUCUGAAUCUACCAAGCGGCGCAUCGACAGCAACCACCAAUGGCACAGUGUCUCAAAAUCGACCUGGUACUUCUAGUGGGACUCCUAGAGACCCGAACCAGUGGCUGGAUGUACAUGGAAGCUUGAAGUCGCAGAUACAGAGUGCUCGACAAUUGCUGAAACAAAGGGAGGCCGCAACCACAGCACAGUCUCAGCACUCGCUAGCUGCAGAUGCGAAGGCGAGCCUAGUACGCGCAGCAACAUCCAUUGCGCAACUUGAGGAUGGUUUGAAGGCAAUCUCGACUACUGGCAAGGGCGACGAUGCAGGCUGGGGUGGCGCGAAGAGGUUAGGAGAUGGAGAAUUGAGACGGAGGCGAGACCUUGUGGGCGCGGCCAAGAAGGAGGUGGAGGGUCUGGAAGGGGUUUUGAGAAGUAUGGCGUCCAAAACUGCAGCGGCGUCGAGCAGUAUCAACAAGAAUGCUACCGCCACCGACGGCGACAAAGCGGCGCUGUGGCAAGGCACGUCAGCGGCGAAGCCGGGCGGCCGCGUUCUCGGUGGACCGCUCAAGGAGACUGAACGCACGCGGGAGCUGGAUAAUUCAGGUGUAUUGCAACUGCAGAAGCAGGUCCUGCAAGAACAAGACGAAGACGUUCUCUCGCUUGGCAAGACCGUAGCGAAGCUGAAGGACAUGGGCAUGACGAUCAACGAGGAGCUGGUGAUUCAGAACGAGAUGCUUGGCUUGGUGGAACAGGACUCCGACAGGUUGCAGGGCAAGAUCGACGUUGCCAGGAGUCGUAUCAAGAAGAUUAGCUAG
Messenger RNA from Lecanosticta acicola, 1128 nucleotides. The record is from the annotation of a GenBank genome assembly. NCBI's taxonomy places the organism in Eukaryota, Fungi, Ascomycota, Dothideomycetes, Mycosphaerellales, Mycosphaerellaceae.